Molecule: messenger RNA, 1344 nt
Organism: Monoraphidium neglectum
Lineage: Eukaryota; Viridiplantae; Chlorophyta; Chlorophyceae; Sphaeropleales; Selenastraceae
Exons: 9
Source: RefSeq, a predicted model, not a curated record
AUGGGCGGGUGCCCCUCAAAGUUCGAGCCUGCAUCUAGUGCGUCGGACGCCGCGUCCAUUGGGCGGCCGGGCGCCGACCUUGAGGCCUGGGCGCGCGCCAGCAAGCUCGCGCUCGGCGGCGCAAAGGGCCCCGUGGUCGGGCAGCCCCUGUCUUCAGAAUGGGGCGGCACCGACGACGGGGCCAGCCGGGACGACGAGCCGGACGAACCGCUACCCACGCUUCAUGGGGACGGCGGCGGCGCGCGCGCCGAGGCGGCGGCGUCGCCGUCGGCGGCGCUGCAUCUGGAACUGCUGACGCAGCUGCAUGAGUUCCAGCAGCAGCUGGCCGCGGCCAGCGACAGCGCGCUCCUGGGGCUGCCAGAGGCGGCGCAGCUCGUGGCGACGCACCUCCGCGCCGACCUCGUUGCCGUGUACGUCUUCACGGGCGCCUCUCCAGGCGCCGCCCUCAUGGCGGCCCACGGCGAGGGCGCGGAGGCGCUGCAGCAGGCGGGGCUGGUGGUGCGCGGCCCAGAGGCGGCUGAGCUGCGGAAGCGCGCCAUGCGGGUACACGUCGUUCUUGAUGCAGCCAAGCGCCAGCCGGGCCCGGCCGCGGCCGUGGCGCUGCCGCGCAUACUGCGGCGGUUGCACGAGGGCGCCGGGCUGCGCAGCUCGGUGCACGUGCCCAUAGGGCCGGCCGCCGCGCCGCUGGGCGUGAUGCUGCUCGCGCAGAGGGAGCCGCACACAUUCGGGGAUCAGUGGCUCCAGGUGCGUCUCCACGCCGCGGCCAUGGGGCUGCUGCACCAUGUGCGGCAGAGCCAGGUGGAGCAGGUGGCGGGGCUGCUGCGGGCCAUGGACGAGGCGCGGGACCCUGUCGGCGUCAUCAGCGCGCUGCUGCGGGAGGCCCGUUUCAUCGUCGACUGCAGCAAGUAUGUGCAGGCCUCCCGCCAGCCGGCCCAGGACGUCUUCACGCGCGCCCCUGACGAGGUGGCGUCCCUGGUGGUCGUGCCGCUCAUGGGCCGGGGCCGCGAGGGCGUGGGGGGCAUGUACUUCGCCCUCGACUCGCCCUACCAGUUCCGGGAGCUGCAGGCGACGCUGCUGGGCUUCGUGAACAGCGUGAGCGGGGUGCUGCGCCAGAAGCUGCUGGCGCGCGCUGACGUCAUCGCCAGGCUCGCCGAGGAGGCCGCCCUCGCCGCCAAGCCUCAGGAGCCGCAGGGCGGCCCACCCAGCGGCCCGCCCAGCGGCCCGCCCAGCGGCCUGCAGCGGCACCGGUCGGCGCCGGACGCGGCGUCGUCCACUUCGGAGCAGCGGCGUGGCCGCAUGGUCGGGGCAUCCGGCCAGCGGUUCAACACAGAAGCGAUGCUCUCG